Messenger RNA from Rhododendron vialii, 1643 nucleotides. RefSeq names its product endoglucanase 16. The transcript is spliced from 8 exons. Gene Ontology annotation, biological process: carbohydrate metabolic process. Gene Ontology annotation, molecular function: hydrolase activity, hydrolyzing O-glycosyl compounds. The record is from RefSeq and is a predicted model, not a curated record. NCBI's taxonomy places the organism in Eukaryota, Viridiplantae, Streptophyta, Magnoliopsida, Ericales, Ericaceae. The coding region runs from base 142 to 1641 and encodes 499 amino acids.
AUUUGACCCAACUGCCAUUAAAACAAGGGAUUAAGGCCAACAAAUUCUUUUGGUUUUUCGGAAUCACUUUUUAGUACGUUCUUGCAAUAGAAUUAAUUAAUUAGGAAAACUGUUUCUUCAUUUUAAUUUACAGUUUUUCCAAUGGGAAUCAUUGACUUAAGGGUGCUAAGUUCCUCAAUUGCGGUGGCAUGGCUGGUGCUCUUGGGAGGAGGGUUUGAUUUAUUAAUUGGUGUAAAUGGUGAAUUUGACUACGGAGAUGCCCUUACCAAGUCCAUUAUUUUCUUGGAGGCACAGAGAUCUGGAAAGCUUCCUGCAAACCAUAGACCUUCUUGGAGAGGAGAUUCUGCUCUUCAAGAUGGCAAACUUGCAAAUGUGGACCUUGUGGGGGGAUACUAUGAUGCAGGAGAUAACGUCAAGUAUGGGCUACCAAUGGCUUUCACAGUUACAACACUGUCUUGGGGUGCCAUCUCUUAUCAAUCUGAGCUGAAAUCGACAGGAGAGCUGGAAAAUGUUAGGGCUGCAAUCAGAUGGGGCACUGAUUAUUUGCUCAAAGCCAGUUCUAAACAUAACCGCUUGUAUGUCCAGGUAGGAGAUCCAGAAAAAGAUCAUCAGUGCUGGAUGCGGCCCGAAAACAUGAAAACACCAAGAAGUGUUUUACAAAUUGACCAGAGUAACCCUGGAACUGAGAUUGCAGCCGAAACUAGUGCAGCAAUGGCUGCUUCUUCAAUCGUCUUUAGACGCUUUGAUCAACCGUAUGCUCACCAGCUCCUUAACAAAGCCAAACUGCUUUUUGAGUUUGCCAAAGCACAUAAAGGGACUUAUGAUGGUGAAUGCCCAUUCUACUGUUCUUACUCGGGCUAUCAUGACGAGCUGAUGUGGGCUGCAACAUGGCUAUACAUAGCCAGCAGGAAGGCCACAUAUUUGAACUACAUAGAGGAGGAAUCAAUCAGUGCUAAGGUUGCCGAGUUUAGCUGGGACCUUAAAUAUGCUGGUGCCCAAAUCCUACUUUCAAAAUUGUACUGGGAAGGGCACAAGAGUUUAGAGGCCUACAAGCAUCAGGCUGACAGUUUCAUAUGCUCUGUGCUUCCUGAUAGUCCCUACCAUCAGGUUUUCAUCUCUGCAGGUGGAUUGGUUCACUUAAGAGAUGGGGCCAACACGCAAUACGCUACGAGCACAGCAUUCCUAUUCAGUAUCUAUAGUGAUCUGUUGGCCAAACACAAUCAACAGGUUACCUGCGGCAACAAACGCUUUGAUUCUGCUCAAGUCAUGGCUUUCGCCAAGCAACAGAUGGAUUAUCUACUGGGAAAGAACCCUAGAGACAGGUCAUACAUGGUCGGAUUCGGGCAAAACCCACCUAAACAAGCCCACCACAGAGGUGCUUCCGUACCAAAGUUGUCCGCAACCAACAUUGACGCAGUGAACUGCCCUAUGAGCUUUGUUAACUGGUACAAUAAGAAUACACCAAACCCUAAUGAGCUCACCGGCGCCAUUGUCGGUGGGCCUGAUCGAUAUGACAACUUUCAAGACCUGCGUUCGGAGUCAGCCAUGACGGAGCCCACUACUUACACUAAUUCACUGGCCAUAGGUGCCCUCGCAAAGCUCGCUGCGACACAGACACAUCCCCAUACCUCAAGUCAGUGAUC